AGGGGAAACAGUGGGUUUGUAGAGGUCACGGUGUGUGAUGUCACGUAUCGAAGUUUUUCACUCUUUACUGUAAUGCGCUUGCGUGCCUCAACACUCUGAAAACAGUAGUACGUGAAGUAAGUGGAGGUGUAGUUUGUUACAAGUCGUGAAACCGCAUGUCCCAUACAAUUGCGAUUUGCUUUUUAACUUUGGUUGUUGGCCACUACUAGUGUUUGGCUACAAUUUUUAAAAUCCAGGAAGUGAAUCGAAUAUUUUCAUGUAACAGUGGGAAAGAAGGAAAUCCAAGGAAGUGUGUGUGUGUCUUGUCAAUGAAAGAAGAUCAGACUUAAGGACUUGUGGCCUGGAAUGGCAGAAAAUCAAGAGGAGGAUCCGAACUCCCCACUUCAUGAAGUUUCUUUGAUAGAAGGAGUUAGUGAUCAAGUUAUUCUAGUGGUGCUGUUGAGUGUUGUCUUUCUUGUCACCUUUGCAUAUAUCCUUCUGAGAAAUGAACAUCACAAUAUCCACCCUGACAACCAGGAGCGAGUGAGGGUCCUUCGACAGCAGCUACAAGUAGAACAGGAUGCACCUGCAAGAAUUCGACAGCAGUUCUAUACUGACAUGUCUUGCCCUGUGUGUUUACAGCAGGCUAUAUUUCCAGUUGAAACAAAUUGUGGUCAUCUUUUCUGUGGCACCUGCAUUAUCGCUUACUGGAGAUAUGGCUCCUGGCUUGGAUCAAUCAGCUGUCCUAUCUGCAGACAAACGGUCACGCUCAUUUUUCCUCUUUUUCACGAAGACAAUUUACAACAACAGGAUGACUUGCAGAAUGCUCAGCAGAUACUGCAAGAUGUCAAUGACUAUAACAGACGAUUUUCUGGCCAGCCCAGAUCUCUUGUGGAAUACAUUAUGGAUAUUCCUACUUUGCUGCGCCAUGCAUUCAGGGAGGUGUUCUCUGUUGGGGGUCUCUUCUGGAUGUUUCGAGUUAGAAUCCUACUGUGCUUGCUGGGAGCCUUGUUGUAUCUCAUCUCACCACUAGACAUUCUUCCUGAGGCCCUGUUUGGAAUCCUUGGCUUUUUAGAUGAUGUGUUUGUCAUCUUUUUGCUGCUGAUUUAUAUCUCUAUUAUAUAUCGUGAGAUGGUGACUCGGAGACUGAACAGGUGAUUUUGCACAGCAUGAAUAAAUAUCAAGGGGUUUGGAAUAAAAGGGAGAAAAUCAACCAUCUUGUCAGAGUUUAUAGUUUACAAAUUAUGGAAUAACUACACUUCAGUAGUUGUGUAAAGCCUAUUAAUCAAUAACUGGAAUAUAAAUCUACUGAAGAAUGGUUGGUAUAAGUAUUAAAUAAAUGUUAUGUUUAUUGGAGAAUAUCAGCUGAAAAUACUUAAUGCAGUUGGUCUUAGGCAGAAAUUUUAUUGUUGCCAUUUCUUUUUGCAUUGCUGAAGUGUGUCUGUUUACUGCUCACCAUUAUCUCCUAGUGUCAUCACCUGACCUCUGAAUGGUUUGAAUACCGUAUCAUUGCUUUUGUCAUAUGGCUAAGAAGUACCCAUUUAAUAUACACCUGGAGGUGUGGGAUUCUACGGUCAUGUUGUGGCUUGGGGAGCUGCUGUGUAGUUUGAAGAAUCCAUUAUAUUUGCAAGUAGCACAGCAUGCAUACUUCCCUUCUACGUGUAAUCUUGUAUUUUUUGUGAAAUUCCACUCUUUGCUUCAUAUCCUAAUAUAAUGACAUAGUAAUGAGCAUGAGGAUGUACAUACUGCCCUUCCAGGGCUGAAUUACUCUUAAGUCAGGAGGUUACAUACCCACAGCCGUAUCUUUCCCUGCCUGUGGUCUGUGUUUAUUUUAACAAAUAAUGUACGUAUGGGCUGUAGAUGUUUAAAAUGCCAUUAAAAUCUAUAAAGUAUAGUUAAUAACUGCUUUCAUGUCCAUUAAUCUAUAAGACCAAAAUAAUUAGGAGCAGACUGCCAUAAUAUAUCAUUUGCAGUGAGUAAAGAAACUGUUCCCCGAGUUGUUUGCUGUCCUCUCUAUUUAUCUUUCAACAGAUGACCAUAGAGAAUUUGUUGUGGAGCUUUAUCAGUUACUGAAGUGUUCAUCAUGCAUAAAAGGAACAUGAUACACAUAUGUAUCACUUAUAUUUCACCACUGAAAUGCAGUAGUGGCUUUACCUGGGUAAUAGAUGAGUAAAAAAUACUGAUAUUACUCUGCUAGAACUUUCCAGGAAGUACUAAACAAUUAGCCAUAUCAGUCUUAACAGUAAGUAGAGAGAAGCUGUAAAAUGGUGCCUUGAGCACUAGAUGUAAUGGUAUAAUCACUUUCUAAGCUACAUGUCAUUUGGUGGGUGGCGGACUUUCCUUUGAUUAGGUGAUUUGUUUUGGGGGUACAUGAAACUAUAAUCAUAGAAUGCUGCUUGGUCAGACUGUAAGAGUGUUGCUGCCUGCCUUUAUGUGCUGCACUUACUCAGGAUUUAUGUAAUAUGGUAUGCAAACCUUAAGAAAGAGCCAGGCAAGGCAAUAAAGAAAGACAUUUAUUGGUUCUACACUAAGUUUAGACUGCCUACUUUCAUGCUGUGGUGCAAAAAUGGCACUUUUUGAUUUUUUAAAGUUUAGCUUUAUCAGUAGAUGGUACUGACUGCCAUUUCUUUAUGGACUGUGAAGAAAAGCCACAUAUAAACCAGCGUCAAGAGCUACUACUUUAUGAUGUCUUCCAAAUUGUUGUUAUGGUUGGUGCUUUCAUUCUGUCAUUAAUUUGCUCAUGUCUUGGGGGGGAAACAGCUCUGCCUGACAAAAUCAAAAACCACUAGAGCUGGAAAACCUCUUUAAUCAUAAACUAUGUGAAGGCGAGUGUCCUGCAUACAGUAAAAUACAUUGUGGUGUAAACUAUAGAGAAUGCUGUGCAUUCAGGUGAGUCUUUUUUUCAGAAAAGGGCAUUUCUUUAACUUAUUUAUUGCAGCAUUGUAGGAAGCAGACAGUUUAGUAAUUAUACAUCUCAUAAUGCUUUGCUACUGGUAAUGGAAGGCCACAGGGCCGCAACAGUGGGAAAUAUGUUAUCUUUUCUGCAAUUAUAAGAAAACCCACUUUAGCCUUCUGUCACAUGGUUCUGUACUUAUGGAUGGGAAUAAGAUUAUGUUAUACAUAUCUGUGUUAAACCGAGGAAGGACAGUGGUAUCCACAGUGUAAGUGUUCUGAUCUCAUGCCAUUUGCUAUUUGCUGACUUUUGAAUCUGCCAUUGCUGUAGCCAUCUUUUUAUGUAAAUACAGAAGAUUUGUUGGAGUUUUGCUUUUAAACAAAUUAUAUUAUGCAGUGGAGAAUAAAAUACAGUUAAAAAAGGAACAGAACAUUGUCAUGUAUAAAAUAUGCAGAUUUCUACUGAUCUACUUAAACGUAGAGCACUUUUAGUGUUUGCUGGUUCUUUUAAAACAAUAGGAGGAAGCUCAGAAGGUGACAGCUGUGUAAUACAUCAUACUGGAAUAAGUGAUUCUAUCCUGGUUCUGUUUAAACGUAAUUAUCCAAAGCAUUUUUCAGUGUGUUUUUUCAUGAAACUAGUGAUAUUCAUGAUGUCUACUUUUAUCAUAAAAGCAGCAGUAUUAACUUCCUUGGAUCUGCAGUAUUGCAAUGUACUCUGUCAUAUAGAAAAUGAAAUUGUAUAAUUUCUCUGCAUAUGUAAAACAGUCAUUAAAAAUGAUUUGGGCUGUA
Protopterus annectens (West African lungfish) is the source of this 3660-nucleotide messenger RNA. It is a transcript of the gene RNF170, whose product is annotated as ring finger protein 170. Bases 346 to 1137 code for a protein of 263 amino acids. The transcript is spliced from 7 exons. Lineage: Eukaryota; Metazoa; Chordata; Ceratodontiformes; Protopteridae. The record is from RefSeq and is a predicted model, not a curated record. Gene Ontology annotation, molecular function: ubiquitin protein ligase activity.